Aspergillus melleus is the source of this 1194-nucleotide messenger RNA. RefSeq names its product TauD/TfdA dioxygenase family protein. The record is from RefSeq and is a predicted model, not a curated record. Gene Ontology annotation, cellular component: cytoplasm. Gene Ontology annotation, molecular function: 2-oxoglutarate-dependent dioxygenase activity. Lineage: Eukaryota; Fungi; Ascomycota; Eurotiomycetes; Eurotiales; Aspergillaceae. The coding region runs from base 1 to 1194 and encodes 397 amino acids. The transcript is spliced from 6 exons.
AUGGCUCCAACUCUUACCGUCAAUGGCCAGCCCGUCGAGGCUUACAGCGACACUAAGCCGACCACCAUCCAGUACGAUGCCACUUCAGAGCUACCUGCAGUUCAUCAACGAGCGCUUCCUCCACGGCCGCUAGGGGAUCACAUACCUCCUCGCGGUAUCCGUGAGCCUGUCAACGUUCCUCAGGAUCGUGGUCUCUCCGCAGACCCCAAUCUCCCGCAUCUGCUCGCCAAUGCCGAACGAAUUGAUCUGACACCGUCGCUGGGCACUCUUCUCAUCGGUAUCCAGCUUUCGGCGUUGACAGAUGAACAGAAAGAUGAGUUAGCGCUGUUGGUGGCUCAUCGUGGCGUUGUCUUCUUCCGAGAUCAGGACAUCACGGCCGAGCAACAACGCGAACUAUUUGAUUAUUAUGGUAUUCCUGAGCUUCUUCCGGACCCUGAAGACGAGAAGGCUGCUGGAAAGCCCAUUGUCAAUGGCAUUCAAGAGCAGGAAGAGGACUACCGUGGAGUCUACGUUCACUUUAAAUGGCCCUUUGCCGACUUUCACGCGGAUAGUAGCUUCCAAGCGAAUCCUCCUUCAUUCUCGCUCCUGAGAGUCGACGAGCUGCCUCCCACCGGCGGAGACACUGCAUGGAUCUCCGGAUACGGCACGUACGAAACCCUUUCAGGACCACUUCAACAUUUUGCAGAUGGAUUGAAAGCAUGGCACAGUUCCGAGCACGUCUACGACUCCGUUCUCAACCACUGGGGCAGAUCGCCUCAAGAAAGACCAGUCGAAACCCUUCACCCAGUCGUGACCACGCACCCGGUCACCGGAUACAAAGUCCUGAACUUGAAUUCCGGGUUCGUCACACGAAUCGACGGUCUCAAGCGCUAUGAGUCGGAUAAGAUCCUCGAAUUGCUUUUCACUCACAUCCAUACGGCUCAGGAUCAUACGGUUCGUUUCCGCUGGGAGAAGAACUCGGUGGCAUUGUGGGAUAAUCGUGCUACCACGCACCGUGCCACGCAUGACUACGCCCCUCUUCAUCGUCAUGGAGUGCGUGUGACCAUUAAGGGGCAGAUCCCCCGUCAUGUUCCGGAGAGUGAGAGUAGAAAGAAAGCGGUUGUGAAGGCGCUAAAGGAGGGGAAGGUCUAUGCGGUUCAUGAUGAGAAUACGAGGAAGGGGAAUUAUCAUGAACGAGGGUUCCCGAAAGUAUAG